Molecule: messenger RNA, 9126 nt
Organism: Pomacea canaliculata
Lineage: Eukaryota; Metazoa; Mollusca; Gastropoda; Architaenioglossa; Ampullariidae
Product: Golgi apparatus protein 1-like
Exons: 24
Coding region: 346-3774 (1142 amino acids)
Cellular component (GO): Golgi membrane
Molecular function (GO): fibroblast growth factor binding
Source: RefSeq, a predicted model, not a curated record
UACGUGAGUGUGAAAUUAGUUCUGAUCCAACAUGGCGUUCUCCCGACGACGUGUCGUUUUCUGCGCGUUACUAACUGUUUUCUUACUGACAACGUUCUUUGUGUUGAGGAUGCAUCAGACACAGACAGCGAUAAUGAUUUAUCAGUUGUUCGGAGGGUGAAAAGAGCAUCGCUUGACAACCGUGGUGCAAACGUUCCCCCCAAAAUUCCCAGUGGCAACGACGAUGUUCUUGAUAGACUCCCAAAUAAUCAAAUUCAGGAUGACAGAGAAAAUCGUAGAAAUCCUGGCAUAGGUAACAGUGAUCAAGGUGACACGCCAGUCCGUAAUCGUGGAGAUAAUCCAGAUAUGCGUAUGGGUGGUUUACAAGGCGGAUUACCUACUGCGGAUAGACAACCAGAAGCAAAGCCAAAUGCCCCAGGUGUAAAUAUACCUUCAGAUUUGGGAGGCAUACCACAAAAGCAGCAGUAUGGAAAAAUCAAAUUGUCUGCCACAAAAGAAUGCGGAGCAGACGUACAGAAGUUUUGUAGUGUGGGUGUCAAAGACAACAACUUCGCUAUUCUUGACUGUCUUCAAAAUGAUGAGCGGACAAGUGGUGAGGUGUCAGAAGAUUGCCAGCAUUAUAUCUGGGGAUACAGGCUGCAACUCACAAGAGAUGAUCGAUUUGACUCUGCAGUAGCUGAAGUUUGCAAGGCAGAAUUGAUCAAAAUACAAGACUGCCACGGACUUCCUGCUGGACAGGGGCAAAUUAUUCCAUGCCUCAUUGAACACUAUGAGGAGGUAGACUCCAAAUCAUGCCAAAAUUUCCUCAACAAGAUGGCCACUAUUGUGUUUGCAGACCACCGUCUUAUCUUUCACUUUAUGGAAAACUGUGAAUAUGACAUCAACAAAUUGGGGUGUGGCCGCUUUCCUCGUGGACAGAACGAAGUGGCUGUGCCUGAUAGUUUUCAGAUGCAGUCUCCGCAUUUUCAAGGACAGACUAUUGCAUGCCUGGCCAAGGACAUGGCCAACCUCAAACCCAAAUGCAAGAAACAGGUCUUGCGUGUUUAUGAGCUUCAAUCUGAUGAUUACCAUCUAGAUCGCCCCCUGUACUAUGCUUGCCAGCAUGACCGUGAGAACCUGUGUGCUGAUGUUAAGGCAGGCAAUGGAGCAGUUUUCCAAUGCCUGUACAAUCAUCUUGGAGGAAAAGAUCUGUCACCUGAGUGCCAGGAAAAACUAGAGCUACGCCAGAGAGUGAUGGCAGAGGAUGUGAAAGUUGAGCAUGUCUUUUACACAAGGUGUCGUGCUGAUAUCCAGAAGUAUAGCUGCCUUGGUGGUUCAAACACCGAACCAGAUACCAAACGUGCCCAUGUUUUGCUCUGCCUAGAGAGUGCACACAUGGAUGCCUUGUCAGAAGACAAGGCAGCAACAGGUCUAGCUCCAGAGUGUGUGCAAGAAAUGAUGGCAGUCCGCAAACUGCUAAUGGAUGACUAUCGCAUCAGUCCAGAAUUGAUGGUUCGCUGUGACAAAGAGAUAAGAGAACACUGCUCUGGAUUGGAAGCUGGAGGUAAAAGUCUCCAUUGCCUGAUGGCACUUGCAAAGGAAAGGAAACAUAAAGCCAAAGAGAUUUCUUCCGAGUGCAAAGCUGAGCUUUCAGGGCUUUUGAAAGAAAUCAAUGUUGGAGAGAACUUCAUGUUAGACAGACCUCUACAUCUAGCAUGUUCAAAAGUGGUGGAAACUCUUUGCAAAAAUGUACACCCAGGACAGGGCGCAAUAAUAAACUGCCUAAUGGACAACAUUGAUGAGGAUGAGAUGACCGAUGAAUGUGAGCAGCGCUUACUAGAAAUUCAGUAUUUCAUGGCCAGGGAUUUCAAAUUGGACACUGACUUGUACAAGUCAUGCAAGCGAGAUGCUAAAAAGUUGUGUCAUGAAAGUGGGCACUGGGCAGACACUGAGUCCACAAAUCCUGAGCAGGGUCCUUUGGUACUUGCAUGUUUGCAUCGUCACUACAAGAAUCACAGUAGCAGCCCGGAAACCCCACAACUGUCACGUGUGUGUGUGCAAGCUAUGCAGAGGGUAAUGAGACAGAGGUCACUGGCUGUGAAUCUGAACCCAGAAAUUGAACAUGCCUGUAUGGAUGACCUAGCUGCUCUGUGCUCAGAGGACCCUGAGGAUGUGGCAAAGGGCGCAGAAUUGGAAUGCCUUCAACAGAAUUAUGACAGCCUGAAGGAAGAGUGCAAGGCAGUCAUGAGGAGCUUCCAGGAGGAUGAAGCAGAGGAUAUUCGCAUGGAUCACAUCCUCAUGAAAGCCUGCACUCCAAUGAUAAGGAAGUUUUGUGAGGAUGAACUGGAAGGUAAUGCAGAGCCUGACGAAGUGCUGGAGUGUUUAGUUGAGCACAAGAACCAUGCAGACAUGUCACAGAAGUGCAGGGCUGGCAUUGAACAUCAUCAGCUGAUCUCGAUGAAAGACUUCCGCUUUAAUCGCAAAUUCAAGGAAGCCUGUCAGCGCUCAGUGCAAGAACUCUGCAAAAAGAUGAUUACCAAGUAUGAUGUGGUCAACUGCCUCAGUGAGCAUGUGCGCAAUGACACUUUACUGGACCGUAAACAUCGCGUGGAAGCUGACUGCAGGAGCCAGCUAAAGGUGGAGCUACUUCAGAGGGGUGAGAGCAUAAAACUGGACCCAGAGCUUCAGCAGGCUUGUUCAGAUGAUGUUCAGAAGUACUGCAAUAAUGUCAGUCCUGGAAAUGCUGCUGUUCUGGAGUGCCUUAAGAAAAAUCAGCGUAACCUAAUGCCAGCAUGUCACAAAAUGCUGUUCAAGAGGGAGAAAGAUGAAUUUGCCAUAGCUGACUACACCUUGACUAAAACAUGCAAGAGAAUGAUCAAAAAACAUUGUGAUGAUGCCAGCUCUGAGCCAGAGAUAUUAGACUGCCUAAAACGAGUAAAAGAUGAAGAUGGAUUUGAUGCUUCUUGUCGUGCUGUUGUGAUGAGGCGGUUGAUCACUCAAGCACGAGAUUAUCGACUUAAUCCCAAUUUGUGGAAAGACUGCAUUCAAGACAUCCCCAAGUUUUGUGCUAAGGUGCUUGAGGAAGAAAAAAAUGACGAGGAGCUGGAGGGAAAAGUCAUCAGUUGUCUAAAAAGACAGUUUGCUGUUAAGCGACUUUCAGUCUCAUGUGAGCACCAGAUUCACGAUCGUGUGAAGGCUGCAGCACUCAACAUUGCUUUGGCACCAACACUUAUGAAAUCUUGUAUGAAUGAGAUCCAGCAGCACUGCCAAAAGGAGAUGAUAUCCAACAUGAAUGAUGUAGAGAAAAUGCAAGUGCAAGACUCUGGGCCAGGUCGUGUUCUUGAAUGUUUAAAGGCCAAACUGCACGAAAACCGAAUUACCAAUGAAGCCUGUCGCAAAGAGAUUGUUGAUAUAAUAUCAGAGAGCCACAUUGACAUCAAUGUUGACCCUCUUCUUCAGUCAGCUUGCCAGCGUGAUCUCAUGAAAUUGUGCUCACACAUACCUGUUGGCCAAGGCAGACAAAUGUCUUGCCUCCUGUUAGUCCUUGAUGAAGAACCCCGUUCCAUGACUCUUCAAUGCCGAGAUAUGCUUUCAAAACGCAAAGAGAUGUGGGAAUAUGCUGCUCAGGUUGCACCUCCUGAGACCUUCCAUGAUAUCUACACAUCUGUGGUGACAUCGCCAUCAAAAACCUACUUCAUUUCCAUUUUGCUUGUUGCCAUUGGAAUAAUAUUCAUUGUAGGCUUAUCCUGUGGACGAGUAACAAAAAGAGUGAGAGCAGAAAUGAAAAAUAAGUGAUUGUUUCUCACAGGUUUCGGAGAUUUUGUCGUGUGACUUGUGGAUGGAUGGAUGUGAAAAGUGUGUGUAUUUGGGUGUUUGCAUGCAUGGGUGCAUGCUUGUGUUCCUGCAUACAUGCAUUUUUUUGAGGGUGAUGAUUUCUUUUUUAAUGUAUCUACAUGAAUGUGUGGAGGUGCACUGAUGAGACACCAUACGUGUGAAGAUUAAAUGUCUUGAGGUUUUUCCCUUCUUUUUAAAUUUCAUGUGUGACUUUGGAGAAUAGAUUUAAAGUAAUGCAUUGGAUAUAUUCUUCAGUAUAUAAAUGCUCUAUGGGGGUACUUGGAAUAAAGGUUUAUUUUCCAUCCUCCAGCCCCAUUUUGCUGCAGGUUUAUAUGACAUGUAAAGUAUAAAGCUUGCUUAGAAAGCAACUACAAUUCAGUUAUAUUCACUCAUUGUUUUUCAUUGCUUUUCUUUAAUCCUUAUGUUUAUAUUGGUGGUCUCAUUAUGUUGAUCAUGAAUGAAUGCGAAACAGUUAUGACUUGAUUUUGAACAAAGUUUAGAAUUCUUCGUUUUCUCUCUUCCAUUAUUUUUUGUUAGUUUGUUAUCUAAGUUACCUGGGUACUAAUUUCUGAUUAGGAGUGGCCAGCGAUAAAGAGAUUUAUAAUCAGUGAACAGUUGCCAUUUAUGAGACAAAGUACUAAUUCUCACUUGUCUACCAGUAGAAUUCUUUUGCCCCUCAUGGUGCAUACAUGAAAAAAAAUCAAAUUUUUGAUGAACAAAAUACCUUUAAACAUUGUCAAAUUUUUCUUCUAUAUUUAAAAUUUUUGAAAUUAUGGUAAAUUUUACAGUUCAUUUGGAUAUUUUAAUACAAUGGCCUAAUGAUGCAUCAGUUUGAUGCAGUUGUCUUAAAGAACAACAGGGUGUAAAUAAAUUUAAUAUCUUUCUUCAGAUGAUGAGACUGCUUUUACCAUCCCUUUUAUUAUUGGGAUUUUUUUCUGUCACCUCAUAAAGUGGUUUAUUUGAUGCAUUGGUAUUUUGAUGUAUCAGGAAAAAACAGGAAAAAAAAAACCUUUAACAUAAAGGUAAGUGUUUACGAGCUUUACUUACAAACUUGGGGCUUUGCCUGUUUUGAACUUAAAGAAAAGCAGGGUUAUAUUGUGCAGUUUUUAUAAAAAUUUUUUCAUUUGUCUUUUAUUUCAAACCGUUGAAUUUUGUUUUUGUUUUUUUCUUGCCUUUAAUAUUUACAAUACAGAUGUCCCAAAGGCUUUAGCAUUGUUUAGAAGUUGUCCUCAGGACAUCUUCCACUCCCUCACACCACUCUUGUGAAACUGUUUAUCUGGCUGACAUCCAUGUCCACUUUCACCCAGAAGUAUUAUAAACCAGAUGCUGGUGUACUUAUGACUAUAUUCAAAACUGUAUUAUAUGGAAAUGGUUUAUCAACUGGAACCAUUUCGAAAGUUGUUACUUUAUAUGUUGCAUGGAAGCAAGAGUUUUCAAAGAAUUGUUAAAAUAGUUUGUGCUGUGCUAUAAGAAGUGUUUUUGUAGUCAUUUUAGUAGGACAACCUAAUCACAACAAUGCACAUCUAGUUGUGUUGCAGUCACUGAAUUUGUAUCAGCUAAGACAGCAGCCAUUCACAUCGUCAAAUUUCAAAAAGACCUGGGACCACUAGACUCCGUUUUCCUUAAAACUGUAUUUUAAAGGGGAGACUGCUGUAGGUUGUGCUCUCUACUAGACUUUGAAGUAUAAGACAACUACGCUUGCCACUAAAUAUAAUUUUGAGAUAAGCUAUGGAGCUCAGACACAGUGUGGAGGGGAAUCAUGUCAGAACAGUACAUACAUUGACUUCUUUUCUGUGUUAUGAUGGUUGUAUGAAAAGUGGUGAUUACCAUGGAUCAACAUAAAGUUUUUGUUACAUGCUGUUUUACUAAGCCGUAACUUGUAAAUUUCAAAGUAUGUGACACAUAUUUUUGUUUUGCAUAUGAAAGAAAAACCCUUUGAAGUGAUAUUUUUAAUAAAAAGUGAAAAAUGCUCUGUAGUUUGUUUUUGUUUUCUAAUCGACCCUUGAGCUCUCUUUUUCAGGCUGCUUGUAUAGUUUGUUUAUUUACUUCACCAAUUUUUUUUAGCCUUCUCCACCAAGCAUAGUUUUCUGAUGAUGUUUAUAAUCUGUUCUUAUAACAGGCUGCUGUAAAAUUCAUUUUGUCAUCAGAUGCUAAUGCACAAGUAUGUGUGUGUUUGUGCAUGUAUGUGUACAUGUGGUUAUGCUUAUGCAUGUGUGCAUAUACUCUUGUUUAUAUUUGAUUAGGUGCAUAUGUGCAUACAUAUUCAAACUAACCAGAUAUCACUUUUUUCUUAAGGAGUACUCUUUUUAUUGAAAUAACUGGUGUCUUAAAGUGGGGAUUCUAAAUAUAACUUGCCUUUAUUGAGUUUAACAAGAGAUUGUUAAAAAUAAAAUCUCUCUGAACAUGUUCGAGAAAAGACACUGUUCUUUGAUCAUUGUGGUAAAUUGCAAAGAUGGUUGAGAAUAAUACUGUUUCUUAACUUUGGUAAAUACACCAUACUUGACUGUACGGUGUCCAGAUAAAGCCACUUCUUAGAUUGUUGUCAUCCAUGCAUGAUAUUAAAACCCAUAUCCCAUCUCCUUACAUAAAGAUGUAUGGGAGUCUUAUACACAAGUGUCAUAUUAAGAGUGAAAAUUAUUGCUUUGUCAUAGGUUUAAGCACUUUUUCCACCACAAUGACACUGAGAAUCUUGUGUUGUAUGGAGAUGUGGCAUAGUGAAGCUUCCAGUCUGCUGGCUUGAAACUUUUUUCUUCCAGUGUUAUUGAGUCUUGAAGUUUAGUGCAUUUGAAUUUUGUAAUGAUUUUAACUUAUUUUGUUCUGCUGUUGCAUUGGCUUUGAAAAUUGCUCACAUUUAAUGCUUAUCUGAAAAUUAGUGACCUUUGUGUGGAUUGUGCAGAAUAUUCUUCAAUAAUUUGAAUAUAAUAGAAUCAACAUAGUAGGUUGUCAUUACAUUGUAUAGUCCUGGUUUUUUAGGCAAGUAUUUUGCUUUGCUGACAAUGUCAUAAUAUUUGAUGAGACCAUCUUAUCAACCUGGGUUCUUUAAAUUGUUCUCGUUUUAUACAUUUAGGUAAAAUAUGGAAGAAUUACUAACAAAUUGUUGAAUGAAAAACUGGGCUCUGUAUGUCCUUUCUGCCCAAGAGUUGGUCUUACUCAUUACAGGUGGAAAAGUUGCCGAACAAUUUUUUUUCUUUUUAAAUUAUGAUAUUGUGGACUUUUUUUUGGUACUUAUUAUCUUUUCUACCCAGGAUUUCUAUGGGAGAAGAGGAAUAAGGAACACUGAAAAAUAUCAACAAGAGACAAGCUUGACUAACUGGUUGGUUCAAAUGCAAAUUUACUUGCAUUUAGAAGGAUUAGAACUGAAAGUACCCAGUUAACUGGUAAUAAGGUACAAGAACAAAUAGAUAAAAUACUUCACAUGAAAUGACAGUCAAGCGAUGUACACCCAUUCAAGGAAAUGUUUCUGAUGGAAAGGCAGAUCACAUAGUCCAAGUUUGUUCUCAGAUAGCCAGAGCAAUAAUGAUCUCAGCUUCUGCCCAUUCCUCUGUACUGCCACAGGCUACUCUUCUUUAUCUUAGGCUUGCCUGUUGUGGCAUAAUAUUAUAACUAAUGUUUGUAUCAGAAUUAUGAGGUUGGAGUAAAUGCGAAAAAGAUGAAUAAUUUCCUACGAAAAAGAUAAAUAAUAUUAACACAAUGUGGUCAUCUCAAGAAAGAACAGUAGGAAACUUCAAUUUCUUGAAGGGUUAUUUAAACUGGGUUUUGAAGACACUGGCUUUGUGCUGAAGUAAGCUCAGUGGCAGGAUAUUCUCUCCUUCCCUAAACCACUUUAGAAAAGGUAAGGAAGGUUUGCUUAAAAGUGUGGCUAGAUGUAGGAUUCAAUUGAAACUGAAGCAACAAUAACGCAUAUCAUUUAAAAACAAAAAGUAGCCAAAAGAUGUUAGUUAAAAAUAUAAUAUGACUUAAAAUUGUCAGACACUAAGAAUAGUAUUGGUGCAAUCCUUGGAUCUGUACAAUCAUUUUAUGCAUCUGGUCCUAAAAUAACACCAUGAAUCUAACUUUUUUCAAUCAUACUUUGUAUACCAUGCACUUUGUUUAUAAUUACAGCACCUACUUUAUAAUGUAUUACCUAUUUGAAACUAGAUUUAAGCUAACAAUUUUAAAAGUUUAAAAUGAAUGUUACACCAGACCCAUGCACGUGCAUGAACUGACAUUUGCUAAUGUUCCAUGGAAGCAACAAGAUAUGUAAGAAGUUUGCAUCUUUAUUGUAAUAUGGAACACGUCAUGGGCAUGUAUGUAGGCUGAAGGCUGCAUAAGAAAAGACAUUUUGUUUUAAGCAGAUCUUAAAAAUUGUAGACAGACAUUGCAUGCCAGUGAUUCUUGCUUAAAUUUUGAUCGCACUUUUUUUUGAUUUGGUGACAAGUUUUCUUUUUCAAACUGAACACUUUAUGCUUUGUGUUACUAAAUGUUAUUUUUACGAAUGAGAUCACAUCCUAAUGUGGAAGACUGCAUUAAUGACCAUCUUCAGGAACAACACGGCUUCCAUGUAAUGUUUCAUUGUAAUUAGGCACAGUCGCCCAGUAUGUGCCAAACUAAGGUCAAAGGGUUCAUUUUUAUCUGUGGUGGUGUGUUCCAUAGGUUUAUUUCGUCAAUUUUGUUUUAAACAUCAUCUUGGCACAUAUUGAUGUAUUGACCAUGACGUGUUUAAUCUGAAAUCUGCUUUAAAUUUGGUAGCAAGAUGGGGGAUGAGCAUAACAUAGAGCAAUCAAAAUAAAUUGAAGAAAAUUCAAGUUACUAAAUGAAGAUGUGACAGAAUUUUUUUGGCUGGCGUUAACAAGACGCCUUCUCCAAAAGUGCUUUUAAAUAACAUCUGGUUACUUCCUUUAACACAAAAAAUUUCUGCAGCUUGUACAGGUGGCAAAACUGGAAACUGAACAAAGAAGUAACAUCCUCAUUUUCACCAUUUAAUCAAAGCAACCCGACGGCAUUACUUUUGGAAAGAAAACUUUUUGUUUUAUAUGUUGUUUGUAGCCAAAUAAGUUAGUUUCUGGGAGUAGGGACAUUUGGUUUUUCAUUUUAAUGGUGAAAGUAAUUUACUUUGCUCAACUUGUAAGUGGAUGUGGUUCAUUGCCAGACAGAUGGUGACAGGCCCAGUGGUGGUUUCACAAGAACUAAGGAACUAGCAUUGUCAUGCUGGCAACAUUUGCAUUGAACAAUGGAGAAAUGAACAUGAGAUCAUAUUUUGUAAAUGGUCUCUUUAUGCCUAUCUACAUUUUUUAAAACUGUAUUAACAGUUUUAAUUCAUCAACUAUUUUUUUU